CCCCCUGAAGCGGCCGGAGCCGCGCCCGCCGCCCGCCGGGACGAUGGUGCGCUGCGGGGCGGCCGCGCUGCUCGCCGCGCUGCUCGGCGUCUGCGUCUGGACCGACGAGACCGGGAAAGUUAUCUCGGACCGGUUCGCCGUCUACUGGAACCGGAGCAAUCCCAGGUUCCACCGCGGGGACUACACGGUGGAGGUGAGCAUCAACGACUACCUGGACAUCUACUGCCCGCACUACGAGGAGCCGCUGCCCGAGCGGAUGGAGAGGUACAUCCUCUACAUGGUCAACUACGAGGGCCACGCGUCCUGCGACCACCGGCAGCGCGGCUUCAAGCGCUGGGAGUGCAACCGCCCCGACUCCCCCAACGGGCCCCUCAAGUUCUCCGAGAAGUUCCAGCUCUUCACCCCCUUCUCGCUGGGCUUCGAGUUCCGACCCGGCCACGAGUACUACUACAUCUCCGCGUCCCCCCCGAACACGGUGGACAGACCCUGCCUGAAGCUGAAGGUUUAUGUUCGGCCAACAAACGAUUCCCUCUACGAGUCCCCGGAGCCCAUUUUCACCAGCAACAACUCCUGCUGCAGCCUCAGGGUGCCGCCGGCGGCGCUGGCGGUGGUGCCGCUGGCCUGGACGCUGCUGCUCUCCUAGCACGGGCACCGGAGCGCCCAGGGACGGACUCUGCCCGCCCCGAACCGCCCGCAUGGUGCCAGAGAGGGUCGGUGCUGCCAGCGAGGAUCCCCAAGUCCGGGAUGGGUCCCGACCUCCAUCCCUGCCCUGCAGCUCCAGCUGUCCCGGUGGGGCGUUGCUUUUUACAUUUCUAGACCAAAUACAGAGUCCUCGUCAUUUUGGGGUUUUUUCCUUCGUUUGUUUGGGUUUUUUUUGUUGUUUGGUUUUGUUUGCUUUUUUUUUUAAAGAAAAAAAAUAUUUUUAAUUUUUAUUUUUAUUUGCUGAGUUGUUCCUGUCGGGUCCCCCUGGUGUCAGACUGACCUGCACGGGCCGGGCUGAAGUGCCAGCUGAGCCCUCAUUGACCCCACCGUGGGUACAGCCACCGGGACCACCGGGCACAGUGAUGGUGCCACUGGGCACAGUGAUGGUGUCACCAGGACCACCGGGCACAGUGAUGGUGUCACCGGGACCACCGGGUACAGUGAUGGUGUCACCGGGACCACCGGGUACAGUGAUGGUGUCACCGGGACCACCGGGUACAGUGAUGGUGCCACCAGGCAAGGCAAUGGUGUCACCGGGACCACCAGACACAGUGAUGGUGCCAGCAGGACCACCAGACACAGCAAUGGUGCCACCAGACACAGCGACUGUGCCAGCAGGACCACCGGGUACAGCGAUGGUGCCACCAGACACAGUGAUGGUGCCACCGGGCACAGUGACGGUGUCACCGGGACCACCGGGCACAGUGAUGGUAUCACCGGGACCACUGGGUACAGCAAUGGUGCCACUGGGCACAGCGAUGGUGUCACCAGGACCACCAGACGCAGCGAUGAUGUCACCGGGACCACCGGUCACAGCAAUGGUGUCACCGGACACAGCGAUGGUGUCAUUGGGACCACCGGGCACAGCGAUGGUGUCACCGGGACCACCAGACACAGCGAUAGUGCCACCGGGCACAGCGAUGGUGCCACCGGCCCCGCGGGCAAGGACUCCUUGCCAGCCCGGCCGCAGGACGUCACGGAGCCGGACCCGCCAGCCCCGGCCACCCCCUGCCCCAGGCACGGGGGGCCUGGAUGGACACAGCCCCCUCUGAGCACCGGGGGUUCACCCUGUCCCCUCCGCUGGUGUCACCGCCGUCCCCGUGGGACACCGGGGUGGCUCUGUGAGCAGACUGGAGCAGCUGGGCUGGGGACACUGGGAUGGCCGGUACCGGGAGCACCGGGAGCACCGGGAGCACCGGGAAGGGCUGGCACUGCCCAGGGCCGGCGCUGGCACGGCCGGGAAGGGUCGGCUGGCACAGGGAGCACCGGGAGCACCGGGAAGGGCUGGCACUGCCCAGGGCCGGUGCUGGCACGGCCGGGAAGGGCCGGCUGGCACGGGGAGCACGCCGGGCGCUGGGAGCCGGCAGGCCGGGCUCGCCCAGCCGUGGGCAUCGCUCCGAGGCCGUUUGGCACCGGGAGGAGCGCGUGCUGUGGGUUUUCCUCCUCCACCCUGCCCCGUGCCCCCAGUGCCUUGGUUGGGGGUGCAGGAGUCCCCACUGGGGGGUGGCGACCACAUCUGGGACCUUCCUGGGGCUCCCCCAUUGCCCCCCGACAUUCCAGGGCUGGGCUUGGGGAUUUUUCCCUUUUCCUUUGCAUUAAUAAGUGAACUCCACCCCCCCACCCCUCCUCCGAACCCCCAAUCCGAGGUUGGCCGUGACCCCGGGGGUGGCAGAUCCCCAGGGAGGGGUCACCCCGCAGCCCCGGGGUCUGACCCCUCCUCGCCUUAAAUCUGGGGCUGUCCCACCUUGGGGAGUCCCUGUGCCCGUCCCACAAUCCAGGGAUGGUCGGUGGUCCCGGGAGAUGCCAGAGGUGGGCUCAGACCUGGCUGGAGCCCCCCCAUUCCGAGUGGAUCCCGGCUUUUCCCGUCGUGGGGGCCGGGGGGGCUCUGUCCCUGUACAUACAGCGCUAUACUGUGAGCGUUUUUUUUUUAUGUAUUGUUGAGAAUGGAUUUUAUGGAAGGGUUUAUCUUAUUUUUAUUUUAUUUUUAUUUUUUAGACUAGGAAGCUGGAAUCUUGCAAUAAGCUCAUCCUGACCAUCCAAAAAAAAAAAAACAACAAAAAAAAAUAGAAAAAAAAUUUACAAAAAAAAAGAAAAUUAUUAAAAAAAACACCAAAAAACCCCAAAAAAACAACAAAAAAAAAAGAAACAAACACAUAAUUAAAAAAAAAAAAAUCGCAUUCCCUGCCUUCCCUGUCCCUGUCCCGUGUGUCCAGACCAGGUCGUGGUUCCCGAAGGUGACAAAAUGUGUUUAUGGGGGGGAUGCGGGGGGCACCCGCCGGGCUCUGACGCGGAGCCGGCAGCACCCGCCUGGCCUUCGGUCUGUGUUUUAUAUAUAUAUAGAUUAUAUAUAUAAAUAUCUAUAUUGUGUACAGCGACUGUGGGAGAGUGGAAGGACGGAGGCGGCCGUGGGGCCGGCUGGGGGUCCCCUGGAGCAGCCCCCCCUGCCCCGGUGCCGUGUCCCCCCCGUGCUGGUCCCGUCCUUCGCUCCGUCCUUCGACAUUCCGCUUUCGUCCUCGACGUCGUGCUGAUGGUAACCGGAUCUCUCACCCCCUCCCCACUGCCCACCCCCCCAUUUGGAUUCUGUAUUUUUUUAUAAUAAAAUACAAAUAAAUGUC
Taeniopygia guttata (zebra finch) is the source of this 3317-nucleotide messenger RNA. It is a transcript of the gene EFNA2, whose product is annotated as ephrin A2. Gene Ontology annotation, cellular component: plasma membrane. The record is from RefSeq and is a predicted model, not a curated record. Gene Ontology annotation, molecular function: ephrin receptor binding. NCBI's taxonomy places the organism in Eukaryota, Metazoa, Chordata, Aves, Passeriformes, Estrildidae. Gene Ontology annotation, biological process: bone remodeling; ephrin receptor signaling pathway; osteoclast differentiation.